AUAGGAGAGAAAUAAAUGGCCGUCGGCUUUGCUUGGUUCUACAAAUCUGAAAAGCUUCAAUCUAGCUUGACGACUCCUACAGAGAAGACGGCCUUAGCCUUCUUCACCUUUCCAGGCUUUUUCUGGUGUCGAAUUGAAGAAACUAGGAACUUUGUUUCCAGAUGUUCAUUAAAACGUUGUUUGGAAUAUUCUAUUUGCUGCAGCUUGAAAAUGCCGCGUUAUGACGAUCGACAUGCCAAUACACGUCUCUAUGUUGGUCACCUGGCAUCUCGCACAAGGUCACGAGACCUUGAAUACCUCUUCAGCAAAUAUGGAAGAGUACGAGAUGUGGAUAUGAAGCGUGACUACGCAUUUGUUGAAUUUAGUGAUCCUCGUGAUGCUGAUGAUGCAAGAUAUCACUUGGAUGGUAAGGAGUUUGAUGGCAGCCGUAUCAUUGUGGAAUUUGCAAAGGGGGUACCUCGUGGUUCUCGAGAAUAUUUGGGCAGAGGUCCUCCUCCAGGAUCUGGACGUUGCUUUAAUUGUGGCAUAGAUGGCCAUUGGGCUCGAGAUUGCAAAGCUGGAGACUGGAAGAACAAGUGUUAUCGGUGUGGAGAGGGGGGCCAUAUAGAGAGGAACUGCAAGAACAGUCCCAAGAAACUGAGGCGUGGUCGGAGUUAUUCCCGAUCACCAGCUAGAUCGCACUCUCCUCGCCGUGGCAGAAGUCGUAGCCCAAGUUACAGCCGAGGUCGAAGUUACAGCCGGUCAAGAUCUCCACCACCAAAGAGAGAGCCAAGUGUUGAGAAUGAUGACAGGUCCCUGAGCCAUGAGCCAAAGAAUGGUCUGCCCUCCAAGAGUAGGAACCGCAGCAUAACGCUUGAUGAAGGCAGCCCAAACCCUUCUGCCAAAGCUCGGAAACUGGAUGACCAGCAAGAGAGAUCAGAAUAUAGUGGUAGCCUAAGGGGGAGCAGAAGCCCUGAAAGACAGAGCCCUGGAGAUGGGAGGUAUGGAAGUCCAGCUCAAACUAAUGGCCGCAGCCGCAGUCCCAGUCCCAGUCCCAGUCCUAGGGAUGACAGGAGCCCUGUUGAUGAUGAUUAUGAGGACAACCGCCGCGCCCCAAGAGGCAGCGAGUCACCCUAGAAGUUUGGCCUAAUGGAACUGGAAGUGCCUCAGUUGCACAUGCAUCUCAUCUGCAACUUCUGGUGUUUUCCUCUUCUAUUUAAGCAAUUGUAAUCAUUUGAUUGCUUUGGAAGUACGGAACUAUACUUGAAAGCUCUUGACUUGGUUUAGGAAGCAUAUUUUGAAUUCUGGUAUUGGGAGCUAUAGUUGUUAAUCAAUUUUAUUAUUCUGUUUAA
Molecule: messenger RNA, 1331 nt
Organism: Hevea brasiliensis (rubber tree)
Lineage: Eukaryota; Viridiplantae; Streptophyta; Magnoliopsida; Malpighiales; Euphorbiaceae
Product: serine/arginine-rich splicing factor RS2Z33
Exons: 7
Coding region: 16-1116 (366 amino acids)
Biological process (GO): mRNA splicing, via spliceosome
Cellular component (GO): nuclear speck
Molecular function (GO): zinc ion binding; mRNA binding
Source: RefSeq, a predicted model, not a curated record